Poecilia latipinna (sailfin molly) is the source of this 1110-nucleotide messenger RNA. RefSeq names its product peroxisomal biogenesis factor 26 (gene pex26). Gene Ontology annotation, molecular function: ATPase binding; protein-containing complex binding. Gene Ontology annotation, cellular component: peroxisomal membrane; peroxisome. NCBI's taxonomy places the organism in Eukaryota, Metazoa, Chordata, Actinopteri, Cyprinodontiformes, Poeciliidae. Bases 141 to 1034 code for a protein of 297 amino acids. The transcript has 5 exons. Gene Ontology annotation, biological process: protein import into peroxisome membrane; protein import into peroxisome matrix. The record is from RefSeq and is a predicted model, not a curated record.
CAACAAACGGAUGCAAGUGAGCGAAGUAUUCCUCUGUUAAAUUGGAUAAAAGUAAAUAAUUUUAUUUAUUCGGUGCUAGUUAGUAGUUGGUUCUGGAGUUGUGAACCGAACUUCUGCAGUUCAUAACACAGACGAAGUUCAUGACAGCCGAGAUCGGUUCAAUCCGCUGUUCUCGGUUCAAUCCGCCGUUCUCCUGCUCUUCACCGAAGCUUUUCCACAUGUUGGACUCCGCUGCAGAGCUCAUGAUGGUCCAGGGCGACUUCCAGGGGGCUUUUGAUGCCUGUAACGCGGGUCUGGAGAACCUGGGGCGUCUGGAGCCAGAAGACAGGUCUGAGGAGAUAAAAAUUGGAUUCUGCAUUCUGGGGAUCCAGGCUCUGGCUGAGCUCAACCAGUGGCGGGGGGCUUUUUCCUGGGUCCUGCAGCACUACGGGCAGCAGGAAAAUGUGCCUGCUAAGAUCAUGCAGCUGUGCAUCCUCCUCUACUCCAAGGUCAAGCAGCCUGCUGUGAUGCAGCAGGCGACCCUGGCUUGGCUGCACAACCCGCAGAACGUCCGGGCCGCCGGGUUCCGGCUGGUGGCGGAGCUCUACCUGCUGCACAUCCUCCUGCCGCUCGGACAGCUGGAUGAGGCGCGGGAAUUUGUUAGUGGUGACUUUGGACGCAGCACUUUCACAGAGGAGCAACGGCAAAAAGCUUUGGACGUGGUGGAAGAAAAAAGUCGACAGAAUCAAGAAGACCCAAUCAAUCCAGAAGAAACUCCAGAUCCUGGGGCUGGACAAUCACAACCCGACUCAAUUCAGAGGCCUUUACUCCAUAAAGUUGAAGCCGUGUUCAGGACGUUUUACAGAAAGUGCUUGAGGACCGGAUCCAACUCAUCCCCUCUGCAGAAACUCCUCCUGGCCGCCAUUCUUCUCUACAUGCUUCUCUUCAGAUUGGACUCAGCUUUCCCGUCGUCCUAUAUGUGGAUUGUCAAACUCCUUCAGCUGAUUAAGCAGACGUGGAGAGCGAAGUUUACGUCAUAUCGCCCUCUGGUGUAGAGGAGGAAACUGCACAUUUAUUUAAUCUUUGAGUUUUGCAACAUUCUGUUAGGUUGAUUAAAUUAAGAAAAUAUUU